CCGGCCUCCAGUAUUAUGCUUAUGUCACUUACCUGUCAUGGCUUCCCCUGUGGCGCUUAUUCAAGGGGCCAGCAGAGGACUGGGGCUUGAAUUCUGCAAAUAUAUCUUAAAAAACAAAACCCUCGUUGCCGUUAUUGCGACAUGUCGAAACCCGGAUGGAGCGGCCGAGCUACGGGGCCUGGCCGGCCAACACCCGGGCAAACUGACGGUCCUAAGGCUGGACGUGAGCCGGGAAGAGGACAUUCGCGGAGCUGCAGAUCGGGUUAAGGAGAGCUUCGGCCGGCUGGAUCUGAUCAUCAACUCCUCGGCAAUGCUUCACCCCUCAGGAAAAGGAGAGACCAGCCUGAGAGAUGUCUCUGCUCAAGGCAUCAUUUCCACAUUGACAACCAACACAGUGGGUCCCCUGGUCAUGGCUAAGUAUUUUGCCCCCCUCCUUCAGAAGGGUGGCGGUAGUUUCGGUCAGCAGCCUGCAGAGAAAGCAAAGCACCACAGCGGCAUCAUCGUCAACAUCACCGCCAAAGUGGGAUCCAUUGGCGACAACGGUCUUGGUGGUUGGUACAGCUACAGAAUGUCUAAAGCAGCUCUCAACAUGGCUACUAGGAAUCUUUCUAUAGAGCUGGGACGCAGUCGGUCCAAGGUGGUCUGUGUGUCCUUACAUCCAGGAACAGUCAACACAGACCUCUCCCGGCCAUAUCACAGGAACGUGCCAAAAGACAAGUUGUUCAGUGCAGAACACUCUGUGAACUAUCUGAUGAGCAUUAUUGACACACUGAAUAUUGAAAAGACUGGCAGGGCGUACAACUGGGAUGGGACUGAACUUCCUUGGUAGAAACAAUAAAUGUACAAA
Messenger RNA from Sander lucioperca (pikeperch), 847 nucleotides. RefSeq lists its product as uncharacterized. Bases 38 to 829 code for a protein of 263 amino acids. NCBI's taxonomy places the organism in Eukaryota, Metazoa, Chordata, Actinopteri, Perciformes, Percidae. The transcript is spliced from 4 exons. The record is from RefSeq and is a predicted model, not a curated record.